Molecule: messenger RNA, 2916 nt
Organism: Fraxinus pennsylvanica
Lineage: Eukaryota; Viridiplantae; Streptophyta; Magnoliopsida; Lamiales; Oleaceae
Source: the annotation of a GenBank genome assembly
AUGGCAACUUUUGUCAGACCUGAGAAUGCUCUGAAGAGAGCUGAAGAGUUGAUUAAUGUUGGACAAAAGCAAGAGGCCCUUGAAACUCUUCAUAGUUUUAUUACCUCAAGGAGGUACAGAGCAUGGACAAGGAUACACGAGAAGAUACUGUUCAAGUAUGUGGAGCUAUGUGUUGACAUGAGAAGGGGAAGGCAUGCCAAGGAUGGUCUUAUUCAGUAUCGUAGUAUCUGCCAACAAGUUAACAUCAAUUCCCUGGAGGAGGUGAUAAAACAUUUCAUGCAGUUGGCCACUGAAAGAGCUGAGCUUGCACGUAGUCAGGCACAGGCCUUAGAAGAAGCUCUGGAUGUGGAUGAUUUAGAAGCUGAUAAAAGACCUGAAGAUCUUAUGUUGAGUUAUGUUAGUGGGGAGAAAGGAAAAGACAGAUCUGACCGUGAGCUCGUCACGCCAUGGUUUAAGUUUUUGUGGGAGACAUACAGAAGCGUACUGGAAAUUUUACGCAACAACUCAAGACUGGAGGCUCUGUAUGCGAUGACUGCACACCGUGCCUUCCAGUUCUGUAAGCAAUACAAACGAACUACAGAAUUUCGGCGGUUGUGUGAAAUCAUCAGGAAUCAUCUUGCAAAUCUUAACAAGUACAGAGACCAGAGAGAUAGGCCUGAUCUUGCUGCUCCAGAAAGCUUGCAGUUGUAUCUGGAUACCAGAUUUGAGCAACUGAAAAUUGCUACUGAACUCGAACUUUGGCAGGAAGCGUUUCGUUCUAUUGAAGAUAUACAUGGUUUGAUGUGCAUGGUUAAGAAAACGCCCAAACCUUCCCUGAUGGUGGUUUAUUAUGCCAAGCAAUCAGAAAUAUUCUGGAUGUCUUCUAACCAUCUUUAUCAUGCUUAUUGCUGGCUUAAGCUUUUCUCACUUCAGAAAAGCUUCAAUAAGAACUUAAGCCAGAAGGAUUUGCAGCUGAUAGCAUCAUCGGUUGUUUUAGCUGCUCUUUCAGUGCCUCCUUAUGAUCAAUCAUAUGGCGCGUCCCAUAUGGAGCUUGAAAAUGAAAAAGAGCGGUGUUUGAGGGUAGCUGGUCUUAUUGCAUUUGAUGUUGAACCCAAACCUGAGAACAGAGAAGUGCUUUCAAGGGCAUCAAUUUUCUCAGAAUUGGCAUCCAAAGGUGUAAUGACAUGUGUUACUCAGGAAGUGAAAGAUCUAUAUAACAUUUUGGAACAUGAAUUUCUCCCUUUAGACCUGGCCAUUAAAGCUCAACCCUUGUUAAAAAAAAUAUCAAAGCUAGGGGGUAAGCUUUCGUCAGCUUCUUCUGUUCCAGAAGUGCGAUUGUCUCAGUAUGUUCCUGCUUUGGAAAAGCUUGCCACUUUGAGGUUGCUGCAGCAGGUUUCGCAGGUGUACCAGACUAUGAAUAUUGAUAACUUAUCUAGGAUAAUCCCUUUCUUUGAUUUUUCUAUGGUGGAGAAGAUAUCUGUGGACGCUGUUAAGCAUAAUUUUUUAACCAUGAAAAUGAACUAUAUGAAAGGCUCCAUCAUCUUUGGUAAUAAGAACAUUGAAUCAGAGGGUCUACGUGAUCACCUCGCCACUUUUGCAGAGUCCCUUAGUAGGGCAAGGAUCAUGAUCUAUCCUCCUGUAAAAAGUGCUUCAAAAUUAGGGGAAACACGUUCAGGUCUUGUGGAGGUUGUGGAAAAAGAACACAAGAGACUUCUUGCGCGGAAGUCCAUUAUAGAAAAACGCAAAGAAGAGCAAGAACGCCAACUUUUGGAGAUGGAACGAGAGGAGGAGGCAAAGAGGCUAAAACUACAGAAGAUUACUGAAGAGGCAGAACAGAGAAGGCUUGCCUCUGAGUUUGAACAAAUGAAGAAUCAAAGAAUUCUCAGAGAAAUUGAGGAGCGUGAAAUGGAAGAAGCCCAAGCAUUGUUGCUAGAAGCUGAAAAACGUCGCACGAAGAGAGGGAAGAAACCAGUUCUAGAGGGAGAAAAAAUAACUAAGCAGCAUUUAAUGGAACUAGCCCUGACUGAGCAACUAAGGGAGAGGCAAGAAAUGGAGAAAAAAAUACAGAAGCUUGCCAAAACAAUGGAUUAUUUGGAGAGGGCAAAAAGAGAUGAGGCAGCACCACUUAUUGAAGCGGCAUUCCAACUUCGUUUGUCAGAGGAGGAAGCUCUUCAUGAACGCGAACAAAAGCUAGAGAUUGAGCUAAGCAGACAACGACAUGCUGGGGACCUGGAGGAGAAAAGGAGGCUAUCCCGGAUGUUGGAGAACAAGAGAUUAUUCCAAGCAAGUGUUGUUAGUCGUAGGGAAACUGAGUUCAACAGAAUUCAGGAGGAGAGAGAAGAGAGAAUCAACCAAAUCAUCCAGUCAAGAAAGCAGGAGAGGGAGGCUAAGAGGAAAAUGAUAUAUUAUCUAAGAAGACUUGUCUACUGCUGGAUAUAUUAUAUGAAGAAAGGCAUAUUCUAUUUGGGCGAGUGUGUCCAAAAGAAAGGAGGCGGUGUUAAUGAUGAGAUGGAAAGAAAGAAAAAAGAGGAAGCUGAACGAAAAGCCAAGUUGGACGAGAUUGCUGAAAAGCAAAGGCAACGAGAGCAGGAACUGGAGGAAAAAGAAAGACAGCGGAGAGAAGAACUCUUGGGGAGAUCAAAUGCUGUGCCUGUGAGGCACACUGAGCCUUCUACUAUGGCACGUCCAGCAGAGGCAGCACCCGUUGCGCCAGCUUCUGCUGCGGCAUCACUAGGGAAGUACGUGCCCAGGUUCAAAAGGGCGUCUGCUGAGGGUGGGGGCCAGGCCCCACCUCCUGAAACGGAUAAGUGGACAAGCGGCCGCAGAUCUGACGAUCAAACAUCUCAACAAAAUGACAAGUGGAGGGAUGAGCGUAAAUCUGCCUUUGGUGGUGGUGGUGUCCCAAGGUCCACUUGGUCAUCUAGAAAUCGCGGGUGA